AUGGCUUCCAUUAAGAGAAAAAGAAUCGUAUUAACCAUACAGGAAAAAUAUGAUAUUGUAACGAGACUAGAAUCUGGUGAAGCUGUUACAAAACUUGCAAAAGAGUUUCACGUUGGUGUGUCAACCGUGAGCAAAAUGAAAAGAAACUCGGAAAAAAUUAAAAAGUGUUUUGCUGAGUUUGAUGUCAUGAAAGGUGCCAAAUUCCGAAAAACAAUGAAAUUAGCCGAUCAUACAGAUUUAGAUGCGACUUUGUACAAAUGGUUUGUGCAGAAAAGAUGUGAAGGAAUACCCCUAUCUGGACCAAUGAUUCAAGAAAAAGCUUUGAUUCUCAACUCGAAGCUUGGUGGUUCUGAUGACUUCAAAGCCAGUAGUGGCUGGUUAGAGAAAUUCAAAAUUCGCCAUAGUAUAAGGCAACUCAAUAUCGAGGGGCAAAAAUUGUCUGGAAAUGUCGCAGCAGUUGCUUCAUUUGUUGCAAAGAUUGAAGAUUUGAUAAGAGAUGAGAAUUUAUUCCCAGAUCAAAUUUACAACUGCGAUGAAACCGGACUGUAUUGGAAGGCCCUUCCUGAAAAAACUUUAGCUGCGGUAAAUGAAACUUCUGCUCCCGGAAGGAAACGAAUGAAAGAUAGGGUCACUGUUUUAGCCUGCUCCAACGCAUCGGGUUCCCACAAGCUUGAACUAGCUGUUGUUGGGAAAAAAGUCCGGAAUUCUCCAGAAGAAGAUGAUGAUGAUGAAGAUGAGAAUGAUUCUCGAACAAAUAAGAUAAGUAACAAUGAUGCAUUUGAGAAUUUUGCAAAAGGUCUUGCUUGGUUGGAACAACAGGAACAGUGUGAUUCCUCUAACUCAUGA
Molecule: messenger RNA, 846 nt
Organism: Uloborus diversus
Lineage: Eukaryota; Metazoa; Arthropoda; Arachnida; Araneae; Uloboridae
Product: jerky protein homolog-like
Exons: 2
Coding region: 1-846 (281 amino acids)
Cellular component (GO): nucleus
Molecular function (GO): DNA binding
Source: RefSeq, a predicted model, not a curated record